This is a messenger RNA of Etheostoma cragini (Arkansas darter), 2482 nucleotides long. RefSeq names its product acyl-CoA oxidase 3, pristanoyl (gene acox3). Gene Ontology annotation, biological process: lipid homeostasis; fatty acid beta-oxidation using acyl-CoA oxidase. The coding region runs from base 296 to 2377 and encodes 693 amino acids. Lineage: Eukaryota; Metazoa; Chordata; Actinopteri; Perciformes; Percidae. The transcript is spliced from 23 exons. Gene Ontology annotation, cellular component: peroxisome. Gene Ontology annotation, molecular function: FAD binding; pristanoyl-CoA oxidase activity; fatty acid binding. The record is from RefSeq and is a predicted model, not a curated record.
CUGCUAUCUUCCAUUAAGAGUGCAGUGUAACGUUAACUUACUGUCCGUGCUGCAGGAACACACAGGUGCUGAUUUAAAAACUUUGAACUCUGCUCUUGAUAGAGAAGCUGAACUUCGAACUGUCAGUUUAGAUACAAGACCAGCUAACUCUGCUGUAGAGUUUCAUAUCUGGUAAAUAUUUCAAAACCUGGGUACAUAAACUGAAGUUAUCUGCAUUUCCAGUAAAACACUAAGUGAAAGAGCAAAGUGCCUUAUUUCCCUGCUCGGUGAACCCCUUCAGUCUGAACACAAGAAGAUGGCUGAUAAAGUGGCUGACUUUCCCAGUGGCCCGCUGGAUAUCUACAGGAACAAAGCGUCCUUCAACUGGAAGGACAUGCUCUGCUUCUUGGACGGAGAGGAAAUCAUUGCAUUCAAGCAACAUGUGUUCAAAGCACUUGAAAAUGACCCUCUGUUUGCACGUCGGCCCGGUGAAGACGUCCCUCUCGAGAAAAUGAGAGAGCUGACCUUCUUCAGGUUAAAGCAGCUCUUCCGCUACAACUUUCUGACAAAAGAAGAGGUGCUGGCUAACCCCUGGAAGGGUGUGAUUCUCAAUAGUUGCCUGGGCAUGUAUGACUGUGCCUUGGCGGCCAAGUAUUAUCUCAACAAAGAGAUUUAUGGAUCAACUCUCGCCAACUUAGGAUCAAGGAGACACAGCAACUAUGUUGAAAACAGUCAAGACAUGACGAUGUUUGGAUGCUUUGGAAUGACUGAGCUGAGCCAUGGCAGCAACACCAGAGCCAUGAGGACCACAGCGACCUUUGACCCCUCCACCCAGGAGUUUGUGAUCAACACUCCGGACUUUGAGGCCGCCAAGUGCUGGGUGGGGAACAUGGGUAAGACUGCGACCCACGCUGUGGUGUUCGCUCAGCUCUACACACCCGACCAGGUGUGCCACGGGCUGCACGCUUUCAUUAUGGCGCUGAGAGAUCCCAAGACCCUGCUGGCUCUGCCUGGUGUGGUGGUUGGAGACAUGGGCCUAAAGCUGGGGCAGAACGGACUGGAUAACGGGUUUGCUUUGUUUCAUAACGUGAGGAUCCCUCGGGAGAAUCUACUGAAUAAGACGGGAGAUGUUUCUCCUGAUGGCCGCUACGUUACACUUAUUAAGGACCCCAACAAGCGUCUUGGGGAGUCUCUGGGUGCCCUGUCAGUUGGCAGGGUGUCAAUCACCAGGAUGGCUUUGGUCAACCUGAAGCUUGCUCUGACUGUCGCCAUCCGCUUCUCAGCCACCAGGAGACAGUUUGGACCCAAAAACACAGAGGAGAUUCCUGUGUUGGAGUACCAGUUACAGCAAUGGCGGCUGAUUCCAUACCUGGCAGCAGCGUAUGCUCUUGAACACUUCUCCAAAUCCAUCUUCAUGAACUUUGUUGAGUUCCAGAUUGGACAGAUGAUGAGGGAGAAGAGUGACAGACAAGCAGAGAUAGGCAGGGAGAUCCAUGCCAUAGCAUGCUCCAGUAAACCACUGGGAUCGUGGAGCGCUCAGAGGGGCAUCCAGGAGUGUAGGGAGGCCUGCGGUGGACAUGGAUACCUGGCCAUGAACAGGCUCGGUGAUCUGCGUAAUGACAAUGACCCAAACUGCACAUAUGAAGGAGACAACAACGUCUUGCUGCAACAGACCAGCAACUAUCUGCUCAGCUGGCUCCAUGCUAAACAUCGCGAUGGCGUGCGCAUUGAGUCUCCUCUUCACACUGUGGAUUUCCUGGAUGAUUCCCACACGAUCCUGGAAAGCAGGUUCACAGCGAGAACAAUGGAGGAGUGUAUGGACUCUGCAGUGCCACUGGCAGCCUAUAAGUGGCUGGUGUGUUUCCUGCUGGAAGAGAGCCAGAAGAAGCUGAGGCAGGAGAUGGCCUCGGGAAAGGAUGAGUUUGAGGCCCGUAACGACAGCCAGGUCUACUACUGUCGCUCCCUGGCCAUCGCCUACAUAGAACACUACUGCCUCCAAAGAUUUCAUGAGCUGACUACUGAUACGGACACACCAGCUGCUGGUCUCAGACCUGUUCUAAGCAAGCUGUGUGCCCUGUAUGGGCUGUGGAGCCUCAGCAACCACAUGGCCACCCUCUACCAGGGUAAUUACUUCAGUCGAAGGGAGCCCACAGAGUUUGUCCAGAUGGCCAUUCUCACUCUCUGCUCCCAGCUGAAAGAUGAUGCCGUGGCAUUGGUGGAUGUUUUGGCCCCUACUGAUUUCAUUCUCAACUCACCUAUUGGCAACGCUGAUGGACAGCUUUACAAGAACCUGUGGUCGACAGUGAUGCAGGGCAGCCAGGUGCUGGAACGGCCUUCCUGGUGGAAAGAGUUCUGCUCAGACAAGCCGGUGGUCGGAUCCCUCCGUCCAAAACUCUAGAACCCACUCAACAACCUCCCUCUGCAAAAUUCUAAAUGCAAUUAAAAAUUGAAUGUCCCUACACAUAAUGUCUUGCCAACAAAAGUGUCAAAAAUAUUGUAUACG